Molecule: messenger RNA, 2135 nt
Organism: Lotus japonicus
Lineage: Eukaryota; Viridiplantae; Streptophyta; Magnoliopsida; Fabales; Fabaceae
Product: vicilin-like seed storage protein At2g28490
Exons: 5
Coding region: 222-1688 (488 amino acids)
Source: RefSeq, a predicted model, not a curated record
UCUUUGAUCGGAUGUUUUCUCCGAAGGAGGAGCUCAAUUAACACGACUUUAUACAUGGUCACUAAGCUCCUUCUGAUUCUACAUGGUUGACACAUGUCUCCCUUGAAAUUCUCUGCUUCUAUCAUUAUAGACCCUCCAUUUCCCUCAUCACUCAAGGAUCAAAUUACAAGCAACAAAAAACACACAAGAGUGCUGCACUGCUGCAGUGUAACAAAGAAACUAUGGGGGAUAAAGCUACCCUUUUGAUAUUGCUCCUUGUUCUUUGUCAUGGUGUGGCUGUGACAAUGGGGUAUUGGGUAACAGAGCUUGAAGAGGGGUCUCCAAGGCCAGACAAAUUGUUCAUGCUACAGAAAUCUAAGAGUGUGGCCAAGACUGAUGCAGGGGAGAUGCGAGUGCUGGAAAGCUAUGGUGGCAGGGUUUCUGAGAGACGUUUGCACAUUGGUUUCAUCACCAUGGAACCAAGAUCUCUCUUUGUUCCUCAGUACCUAGACUCUAGUUUAGUCAUGUUUGUACGUUCAGGGGAAGCAAAGGUGGCAUUCAUAUAUAAGGACAAAUUAGCAGAAAGGAAAUUGAAGAGAGGAGAUGUGUAUGAAAUUCCAGCUGGUUCAGCGUUCUAUUUGGUGAAUACCGGGGAGAGUCAAAAACUUCACAUCAUUUGUAGCAUUGACCCCGCUGAGAGCUUGGGAGUAGGCAUUUUCGAGUCCUUCUAUAUUGGAGGAGGAGCUAAUCCAGCAUCAGUGCUUUCUGGAUUUGAGCCAGAAAUCCUUGAAACUGUAUUUAAUGCAACAGGACCUGAGUUGAGGAAAAUCUUCACCAGGCAACAUGAGGGCCCUAUUGUGCAUUUGGGUGAUCAUUCAAGUGCAACAAACAUAUGGAACAAGUUUCUUCAACUGAAGGAGGAAGAGAAAUUGCAGCACCUGAAGAGAAUGGUGCAAUGCCAAGAAGAGAGUGAUGAUGAAGAAGAAGAAGAGCAACAAGCAAGUUGGUCUUGGAGGAAACUCUUGGAAUCUGUGCUUGGAGUUGGAGAUGACAACAAGAAUAUUAGGGAUCAAAAGUUUACCGAUAAAUCUCCUCACUCUUGCAACCUUUAUGACAGAAAACCAGAUUUUAUUAACAAUUAUGGUUGGAGUGUUGCUUUAGAUGGCUCUGAUUAUUCACCACUCAAAAGCUCUGGCAUUGGAAUUUAUCACGUCAAUCUCAAAGCGGGAUCAAUGAUGACACCCCAUUUGAAUCCAAGGGCAACAGAGUAUGGAGUAGUGCUGAAAGGAUCUGGUAGAAUCCAAAUUGUGUUUCCAAACGGGAGCAAUGCAAUGGACACACAUAUCAAAGAAGGGGACGUGUUCUUUGUUCCAAGGUACUUCCCAUUUUGCCAAAUAGCAUCACAAAGUGGAUCACUAGAGUUCUUUGGGUUCACCACCUCUGCAAGGAAGAACAGGCCACAGUUUUUGGUGGGUGCAACGUCGCUUCUGAGGACCAUGAUGGGGCCUGAGCUUGCAACUGCAUUUGGGGUGAGUGAGGAAACGAUGAGGCAUGUGGUUAAUGCACAACAAGAGGCUGUGAUACUACCCACUCCAUGGGCUGCACGUGUAUACCAGAAUCAGAAGAGGAGGGAGGAGGAGGAGGAGUGGAUUCGAAGGAAUGGAUUGAUUUCGGGUUAUCGAUAUCGAGCUCCAUUUUUUUAUUAUUGAGAUAAUUAGAGGAAUAUUUUGGGGCAGUGCUAGUGAGAAUAAUCUGGUGAAACAUUGAGGUUAUAAGAGGGGCUAGAUUUUUAGCCAAUUCGACUUUUUUUUUUUGAGUUAUCCUUCCUUUUCUCUUUUUUUCUUGUUUGAUGUUCUAUUUUUUAUAUUUACGGAAAGACAAGCUUGCAUUAGAAUAAUAAAAUAUAAUCGGAAGAAUAUCCGAGAUGAUACAUGAGUGAAAUAGAUGGAGGAACACAUUGAAACCAAGACUCAUCUCCAUGAUCCAAAGAGAAUUUUGCAAGCACAUGGUGUUUUAGUUUAGAUUUCUCAUCUCAGUUGGUCAAUUUAAACUAAGAUAUUUUGCAAAAUGCUGAUUGGAGAUAGGUGAAGUAAUCUGUACUGUAAUCAUCAUCAUCCCAUGUAAUCUCCACUAAAUGAGUGAAUACUUUUUUACUA